UGAGUAAAAACAGGGAAGUGGGUCUAGUCAUUGUACCCAAACUAGUUUUGAUGAACACAAAAGAAAUGCCAUCUUCUCUUCGUGCUUUUAUCACAGUCUCUCUGCUGACAUCGUGUGAUGGAGUCAUGGAGACAGUGGUCGGUGUUGCGGGCAGGACGGUGUCUCUUCCCUGCCGGUAUGACACGGCCACGCAGGGCCUCACGGAGGUGUGCUGGGGGAUGGGACGAGGGCCUUCUCCGUUCGCCUGCGAGAACACGGUCGUCGCCACCAACGGAGUGGAGGUGAUCUACAGGAGGUCAGGCAGGCACCGGCUAGGUGGGGACCUGCAGCGUGGAGAUGUUUCCCUGAACAUCUACAACGCCCGCGAGGACGACUCGGGCUUCUACCACUGCCGUGUGGAGCUACCAGGGCUGUUCAACGACCUGACCUUCCUCGUUUAUUUAAUCGUUCGACCAGCAGCAGUCAUGCGCACCGUCGCCCCGGACUUUGUCCCAACAGCACCAGAACCAACACCUGCCAACAUCGACACACCUGGGUCGCCUUUCACACCGCACUACGGCAGACAAGCACCUCCCGUCACAGACUCCCCAGGGCUCCUCCUGCCUCUCACAGAGACAUCCGGGUCCACUAUCAAGUCAAGGAAGGACAGGCAAGGUGAGCCAGAUCCUGACAUCUUUCCUCUCAGCACUACGGGCCCAGUGAUGCAGCUUGUCAGAAGGACAAAGCGGCUCAUGGCACCUCCAUCCCUGGAAAGCUACAUAGGACACACAAUCAGAGUGGGAUUGAUCCUCUUCCUGCCGGGCCUGAUACUGACAGUUCUUCUCCGUCUGAGGCGAUCCAGAAAUGGCAGAGGAGGACCUGCCAGUUCCCCCAGUCCCAGAAGCAGAGAUCUCCUGGUGGAAAUACCUCUCAGUUACCAUGAUGCGGAUGCCUGGAUAUAUAAUGCUCCUACAGACAUAUAGAGAAGUUCUCAAUUGCACAUUCCCCACGUCCCCUCUCCUCCCCACGUCCCCUCUCCUCCCCACGUCCCCUCUCCUCCCUGUGUCCCCU
Messenger RNA from Esox lucius (northern pike), 1050 nucleotides. It is a transcript of the gene havcr2, whose product is annotated as hepatitis A virus cellular receptor 2. Bases 51 to 962 code for a protein of 303 amino acids. The record is from RefSeq and is a predicted model, not a curated record. The transcript has 7 exons. NCBI's taxonomy places the organism in Eukaryota, Metazoa, Chordata, Actinopteri, Esociformes, Esocidae.